Nannochloropsis gaditana CCMP526 is the source of this 326-nucleotide messenger RNA. RefSeq lists its product as uncharacterized. Gene Ontology annotation, biological process: transmembrane transport. The transcript has a single exon. The record is from RefSeq and is a predicted model, not a curated record. The annotation marks the transcript as partial. Gene Ontology annotation, cellular component: membrane. Gene Ontology annotation, molecular function: transmembrane transporter activity.
GCUUUGGCCGUAUCCACUUGGUAUUUCACGCGAGACAAGGGUACGAUUGGAAGUGGUACUCUAUGUAAGGCUGUGGGCAUCACGGGGCUCUAUCAUCUCGGGACAGCCGCAUUCGGUUCUUUGGUCAUCGCUGUUGUCGAAGCAAUCCGAUCAAUUAUCGCCUACAUACAAAAGAUACUCAAGCGUUCAGAGAAUAAGGUCGCACAGUACCUUCUCUGUUGUUGUCAGUGUGGCUUUUGGUGUCUGGAAAAGAUUUUGAAAUUUGUUAACAAAAACGCCUACAUUCAAACCGCUGUGAAUGGGACCUCUUUCUGCACCUCUGGGAA